This is a messenger RNA of Rana temporaria (common frog), 2144 nucleotides long. RefSeq names its product ST6 N-acetylgalactosaminide alpha-2,6-sialyltransferase 5 (gene ST6GALNAC5). The record is from RefSeq and is a predicted model, not a curated record. Gene Ontology annotation, biological process: oligosaccharide metabolic process; ganglioside biosynthetic process. NCBI's taxonomy places the organism in Eukaryota, Metazoa, Chordata, Amphibia, Anura, Ranidae. The coding region runs from base 288 to 1256 and encodes 322 amino acids. The transcript has 5 exons. Gene Ontology annotation, molecular function: alpha-N-acetylgalactosaminide alpha-2,6-sialyltransferase activity.
GGACCCGGCGGACGCAAGCUGGCAGCAGUUGUGUAGAAUCAGACACAGAGCAAGAGGGUCCAGUUUAAAUCUGUCUGUAAUCUCAGCAACAGCAGCUCAAGCUGAAGAGGCUGCCCUGCCUGCCCUGCCUCUCCCUGCCCUGCCUUCCCACUCAACUGCCACCCUUUUUUUCCUCUUAAAGGAGAUGUCAGAGCUUGUCUACAAUGGAAGCAGCGGAGGCAGAUAGGAGAGAGCCGGGCUACCUAGCUGAUGAGGACGUCUGAUCUUCCCUUGCUGAACAGCACAAGAUGAAGACACUGCUGCGCCAUGGGUUGGCAGUGUUGCUCGCUCUUAGCACCAUGUGUACCAGUCUGGUGAUCAUGUACAGCAAUAUGAGGACCAUGAAGGUACAAAGCUCGCAGCCUCCAUCUGUAGCAACAGUCCGGAGCGAGGGCAAGACCAACCACGCCAAGGAGGACCCCCCCAUCCCCAUCCUGGAGGGCUACAUCAGCGUCUUGGACCACAAGCCCCUGAAAAUGCACUGCAAGAGUUGUGCGCUGGUGACCAGCUCCGGGCACCUGCUGGGAAGUAAACUGGGUAAUAAGAUUGACCAGACGGAGUGCGUAAUACGUAUGAAUGAUGCUCCCACACGGGGCUACGGACAGGACGUUGGCAACAAAACGAGCCUGAGAGUGAUUGCGCACUCCAGCAUCCAGCGGAUAUUGAGGAAUCGCAAUGAACUGCUAAACAUGAGUCAAGGCACCGUCUUCAUCUUCUGGGGCCCCAGCAGCUACAUGCGGAGGGACGGCAAGGGACUGGUGUUCAAUAACCUGCAGCUCAUCAACAAGAUACUACCUCGAUUAAAAGUGCACACCAUCACCCGCCACAAGAUGCUGCACUUCGAUGAACUUUUCAAGAAGGAGACGGGAAAGGACAGGAAGAUCUCAAAUACUUGGCUCAGUACCGGAUGGUUCACCAUGUCCAUAGCAUUAGAACUCUGCAAUACAAUUAAUGUGUACGGGAUGGUUCCUCCAGAUUUCUGCAGGUCUCCCAACCACACGACGGUGCCCUACCAUUAUUAUGAACUGAUGGGACCAGACGAGUGUACAAUGUACAUCUCUCACGAGCGAGGCAGAAAAGGAAGUCACCAUCGCUUCAUCACAGAGAAAAAAGUUUUUGCCAACUGGGCACGGACCUUUAAUAUCAACUUUUUCCAACCAGACUGGAAACCGGAGGCACACAAUGGAAAACACUUACUUGGGAAACCAAUGUUCUAAACAGAGGGAGACUCAUGAUAGACGCCAUUUGGUCUCCAGUAGUAUCUGUCAUAAGACCUUUCCUAUCAAUGAACUAGGAAAUAGAGGUGCUCCAGGUUAAUAGCGCAUUCAUAGCCUGAAAAAAUUGGUUAUCCUUUUAGUAUGUCUACUACAGUUCUUUACAGGUGUUGGCUGCACAUUGAAGAAGCUUUCCAAGAAAGAGUCAAACUCUCUCCAGUUACACACAAAGGUUCUACUGUGUACAAUUCUUUUAAUAUUAACUUUCACAGAAAAAGAUAAAACUUGGUGAGUCCGAGCCCUUUUCUGGAAUCAUCUAUGGAUUGGUUAUUUUAAAAGACAAGUUCACUUUUAACCUAAAAUCGAUUAAUUCACUCUACCCAGCCACCUAAUGUAGAACCCCCCACUCUGAUGCGUAUGCACCUCUCUGUGACAGUGGUGGACUCCUCCAGUGUUUAGUGUUUUUGGCCUGACAUGCUUUAAGAGUAGAGAUGUUACAAGUAUGGCCCCAUUCAAGUCUAGAGGGAGUCAAUGCUUAGGCAUACGCAGCAACACAGUAGAUUUUAGGUCAAGGCACUAAACACCAGAGGAGACCAUCACCACCAUGAAGAGGUAAGUAAAAAUCUGAAAUGGGGGGCUCUAGAUUGGAUUGGGUCGCUGGGAAGGGUGGUUAAUUAUGUAAAAGCCUACAAGUCCUUUAACCUCUUUGAGCUCACAAUCUGUCUUAACGUUGCCCACGAUGCCACAUGCUAUAGACCUGAUAAUAACCAUUCCCUCUGAGAACUGGAGGUUAAAGUUUGUGUGUCAUUAGACAAAAUUAGUCUUUCACCUUCAGGCUGCAGUGCCAUCUAUUUGAUUGUGUAAUCGUUAGAUACAAUUACAAAAAAAAAA